Messenger RNA from Otolemur garnettii (small-eared galago), 3570 nucleotides. RefSeq names its product cell cycle progression 1 (gene CCPG1). Bases 199 to 2577 code for a protein of 792 amino acids. The record is from RefSeq and is a predicted model, not a curated record. Gene Ontology annotation, cellular component: membrane. Lineage: Eukaryota; Metazoa; Chordata; Mammalia; Primates; Galagidae. The transcript is spliced from 10 exons.
GCAGGUUGUUGUUUUUAAGAGAGGCGUCACGGGCUCACGGAGCGGUGACCGUCGCGCCGUGAUAGCCGGCGCCGUGGGGCAGGGGUGGCGCUGCUCCUUCAGAGUCAUCCUGGGAAGAGUACAGUAGGCUCAACUCCUGGGCUGAAGGCAUCUUCCUCCAUCAGCCUCCCCAGCUAGCUGGGACUACAGACCUGAAAAAUGUCUGAAAAUUCCAGUGACAGUGAUUCAUCUUGUGGUUGGACUGUCAUCAAUCAUGAGGGGUCUGAUGUAGAGAUGGUGAAUUCUGUCACAGCCAGUGACAGUUGUGAAGUUACCCCAGAAGGUUCAUCGUUAGAGCAAGAAGAACUACAGGUAUUGCAGAUAGAGCAGCGAGGAAAUUUUACUCUCUGUAAAAUUAUGAUUCUUCAGGCAGGGGAAGAAAAGUCGUCUGAAGAGAAUGUCUGUUUUGGAACUGCCAGUGAUGAUUCUGAUAUUGUUACCCUUGAGCCACCAAAGUUAGAAGAAACGGGAAAUCAGGAAGUUACUGUUGAAGAAGCACAGGAUCCAGAAGACUUUAACAUGGGCUCUUCCUCCAGCAGCCAGUAUGCAUUCUGUCAGCCAGAAACCGUAUUUUCGUCUCAGCCUAGUGAUGAUGAAUCAAGUAGUGAUGAAACCAGUAAUCAGCCUAGUCCUGCCUUUAGACGACGGCGUGCCCGGAAGAAGACUGUUUCUACUUCAGAAUCUGAAGAACGGCCACUUGCUGCACAAGAACCUGAACCUUCUAAGAAGCUGAGUAGAUGCCAUUUCAGUAGUGGUCUCAAUAAGUGUGUCAUACUUGCCUUGGUGAUUGCAAUCAGCAUGGGGUUUGGACAUUUCUAUGGCACAAUUCAGAUUCAGAUGCGUCAGCAGUUAGUAACAAAAAUACAUGAAGAUGAAUUGAAUGAUAUGAAGGAUUAUCUUUCCCAAUGUCAACGGGAACAAGAAUCUUUUAUAGAAUAUAAGUUAUUGAAAGAAAACCUUGCAAGGUGUUGGACCCUUACUCAAGCAGAGAAGAUGUCCUUUGAAACCCAGAAAACAAACCUUGCUACAGAAAAUCAGCAUUUAAGAAUCUCUCUAGAGAAGGAAGAAAAAGCCUUAUCUUUAUUACAGGAAGAGUUAAGUAAACUACGAGAACAAAUUAGAAUGUUGGAAGAUAAAGGGACAAGUGCUGAAUUAGUUAAAGAAAAUCAGAAACUUAGGCAGCAUUUGGAAGAGGAAAAGCAGAAGAAACACAGCUUCUUUAGUCAAAGGGAGACACUACUGGCAGAAGCAAAGGCGCUGAAGCUGGAAGUGGAGAGAGAACGAUUAAUGACCAUGGCUUUAUCGGUGGAACUCGAGAAAUUAAGUGCUAGUCAGUCACAUGGCAACCCAGAUUCUCCCAGUGUAUUGAAUGAACAAAAGGAAAUAGCAAUCUUAAGGGAAAGACUCACUGAGCUGGAACGGAAGCUAACCUUUGAACAGCAGCGUUCUGAUUUGUGGGAAAGACUGUAUGUUGAGGCAAAGGAACAAAAUGGAAAACAAGAAGCUGAUGGAAAAAAGAAGGGGAGCAGAGGAAACCACAGGGCAAAAAAUAAGUCAAAGGAGACACUUCUGGGUUCAGUUAAGGAAACAUUUGAUGCCAUGAAGAAUUCUACUAAAGAGUUUGUAAGGCAUCAUAAAGAAAAAAUUAAGCAAGCUAAAGAAGCUGUGAAGGAAAAUCUGAAAAAAUUCUCAGAUUCAGUUAAAUCUACUUUCAGACAUUUCAAAGAUACCACCAAGAAUAUCUUCGAUGAAAAGGGUAAUAAAAGAUUUGGUGCUACAAAAGAAGCUGCAGCUGAAAAAUCAAGAACAAUUUUUAGUGAUUAUUUGCACCCACAGUACAAAGCACCCACACAGAACCAGAAUAGUAGAGGCCCUACUGUGCAAAGAGACGGAAGGAAAGAAAAGCCAGUUCACUUUGAAGGAUUCAGAAAAAGUACAAACCCACAGAAAUGCAGUGCUGAGCAUGACUGUAGAGAAAAUUAUCCUUUUAGAAAGGGUUGUUCUGGUGUAUUUGAAUGUGCUCAACAAGAAGCCAUGAGCCUUUUUAAUACAGUGAUGAAUCCUGUAAGGAUAGAUGAAUUUAGACAGUUAAUUCAAAGGUACUUAUUGAAAGAGCUGCAUACUUUUCGUCAUUGGCAAGAACUUGAUCAAUUUAUCAAUAAUUUUUUCCAAAAUGGUGUCUUUAUUCAUGAUCAGAAGCUCUUCACUGACUUUGUUAAUGAUGUUAAAGAUUAUCUUAAAGACAUGAAAGAAUAUCAAGUAGAUAAUGAUGGAGUGUUUGAGAAGUUGGAUGGAUAUAUAUAUAGACACUUCUUUGGUCACACUUUUUCCCCUCCAUAUGGACCCAGUCGACCUGAUAAAAAGCAACGUAUGGUAAAUAUUGAAAACUCCAGGCAUCGAAAACAAGAGCAGAAGCAUCUUCAGCCACAGCCUUGUAGAAGGGAAGGUAAAUGGCAUAAAUAUGGUCGCACUAAUGGAAGAUACAUGGCAAAUCUUGAAAUAGAAUUGGGGCAAUUACCUUUUGAUCCUAAAUAUUGAUUUAAUGAUUAAGUUAAAUUAGAAAACUGUAAGAGACAUAGUUGCUUUCUACAAUGGUGUUGAAACUAAGAUGAAAUUACCAAAUGACAAUGUCUUUUUUCCUUCAUUCUAAGUAUCAGUUUGAUGACUUUAUUAUUACUCAGAAGCAUCAAUCAAAAACCUACUAACAGCAUUUUCCUGUAGUUUAGCUUUGUUGAAUUUUUUUUGGCGCUGGAAAUGUUCAACAGUAGUUUUACUAAGGAAGUCAGGCAUGCAGCAGAUUUUGUGCAUGAAAUGAGACUUCCUUUCAGUGUAUAAGCUUAAAGUAAGCUCAAAUUAUACAUGACAAAGUGUAAUUAACACUGAUGUUUGUGUUACAUUUGCAGUAGAGCUUGAGAAAAGUACAUUGUGAGGGAACUUCAUCUCUAAUGUUUUAUAAUCUUAUAUUUGCUUCUUGUCUUUUUGUGGGUUCAAGAGCCCGUUGACUUGUGAAGAAUUUGCUGCCCUCUUAUCAGCUUGCUGACUUGUUUUCUUGUGAAAUUUCUUGCACAUCUGAAUAUUGUAGAAGAAACAAUAAAACUACACCAUGAGGAAAACUAAAGGUCUUUAUUUAAAAUUUGGCAUUGUAUUAAUAUGUGGUUUUAUACUAUGUGAUAUUUUACCCAUUUCCUUAGUAGUGGUAUUUGGUAAAGCAGUUCAUAGUGUUUCUUUCCAAGUUCGAAUGAAUCUUGAUUACCCAGUGUUUACUGAAGUAUUUAAACAGUACCUGAAUAUUUCCAUUCAGCAAUGUCAGUUUCUCUAGGAAAGAUUCAAACCCAGUUCAGAAUUUCACCUUCAGUUGAGUUUCCCUUUUGAAUUCCGUUCGUAGACAUAUAUGUGACUUCCAAUUCGACCCUCCGGCAAGUGAGUGUGGAAGAAAACAGCAGUUCUCUCAUAGUUGCUUGAAAUUAGGAAAGCACUUAUUUCCUAGAAGUAAAUAAAUGUUUAAGUAAAAUAAAGGCUACAUUUUACUGA